Molecule: messenger RNA, 3560 nt
Organism: Coregonus sp. 'balchen'
Lineage: Eukaryota; Metazoa; Chordata; Actinopteri; Salmoniformes; Salmonidae
Source: the annotation of a GenBank genome assembly
GCAAAGGGGUGAGAGCCUUUUCAGUUUUAUUUUAGAUUGUUAUUUUCCAGAAAUGUCAAAAAAAUAGGCUAGUAGCUAUUGAUGACUUGGUCAAAAGUACGGAAAACCAGCAAAACAGAUAAGCUAAACACAUAAGACUGAGUAGAUACUGUUGGAUAUUUCCUUUGGGAAAAUAGUCAAAUAAUUUAAGAGCCUUCUUUUUGAAAUUGUAAAGGCAAAUCAACUAAAGUGUGGCUGCUGUGCCUUGUGUGGAGCUGAGACAUCACAAUGCCAAGUAAAGCACAAGAGGUAAGUCAAUGAGCAAGUUGGAAUGUUUGUAGAGAAAAGCAAAGUAGCAGGAAAUGCACUGUACUGUGUAAUGUGGUUUAGACAUUAUGCAUGUAUAAUGCUUUUGUAAAAAGCCAUGAGCUAUUACAAGUGCUUUAUAGUCUCAUAAUGCACAAUGUGUAAUAUAAAUAUUUAUUAAGUAAUAUUCUACUUGGAAAUGUGUUUCUUUUCUCCAGGUCACUAGUAAUCUUCAUUAAAGUUGUUAGAUGCAGUUUACCAGCACACUUCGUUUUAUUACGUGCGACAGGUUCAGGUUCAUCAUUGCAUUCUUUACCAGUAGGCCGACCCUCUUUGAAGUAACUUACUGUAGAUCAAUUCAUUGCUCUCUUUAUAUACUGAACAAAAAUAUAAACGCAACAUGCAACAAUUUCAAAGAUUUUACUUAGUUACAGUUAGUUCAUAUAAGGACAUCAGAAAUACAUGAAUUAGGCCCUAAUCUAUAGAUUUAGCAUGACUGGGAACAUAUAUAUGCAUCUUUUGGUCACAGAUACCUUAAAAAAGAAUAGUAGUGGUAUGGAUCAGAAAACAAGUCAUUAUCUGGUGUGACCACCAUUUGCCUUAUGUAGCGCAACACAUCUCCUUCGCAUAGAGUUGAUUAGGCUGUUGAUUGUGGCCUUUGGAAUGUUGUCCCACUCCUCUUCAAUGGCUGUGCAAAGUUGCUGGAUAUUGAUGGGAACUGGAACACGUUGAUCCAGAGCUCAACGGGUGAAAUGUCUGGAGAGUAUGCAGGCCAUGGAUGAACUGGAACAUUUUCAGCUUCCAGGAAUUGUGUACAGAUCCUUACAACAUGGGGCCGUGCAUUAUCAUGCUGAAACAUGAGGUGAUGGCAAUGGAUGAAUGGCACGACAAAUGGGCCUCAGGAUCUCGUCACUGUAUCUCUGUGCAUUCAAAUUGCCAUCGAUAAAAUGCAAUUGUGUUCAUUGUCCGUAGCUUAUGCCUGCCCAUACCAUAACCCCACCGCCACCACGGGGCACUCUGUUCACAACGUUGACAUCAGCAACCGCUCGCCCACAUGACUCAAUUCACAUUAUCUGUGGUUGUGAGGCCAUGUGGACGUACUGCAAAAGUCUUUAAAAUAUGGUAGAGAAAUUAACAUUACAUUCUCUGGCAAGAAAUCUAGUGGACAUUCCUGCAGUCAGCCUGCUAAUUGCAUGCUCCCUCAAAACUUGACAGAUCUUUGGCAUUGUGUUGUGUGACAAAACUGCAUAUUUUAGAGUGGCCUUUUAUUGUCCCCAGCACAAGGUGCACCUGUGUAAUGAUCAUGCUGUUUAAUCAGCUUCUUGAUAUGCCACAGCUGUCAGGUGGAUGGAUUAUAUUGGCAAAGGAGAAAUGCUCACUAACUGGGAUGUGUAAAAAAGUUGAGAGAAAUAAGCUUUUUGUGCAUAUUUCAGCUCAUGAAACAUGGGACCAACACUUUACAUGUUGCGUAACAUUUUUGUUUAGUGUAUUUAUAAAGCUCUUUUACAAAAACUCCCGCCGACCUAACAUCAUUAUUAACCGAGUUACCAUACCCGGUCUCAGUAAUGGCUAACUCUGGAAAUCCCUUCGGUCUCCUCAGAGUUAGGUAAAUCAGCUUUUAGUUUCUUUGCAGCCCAUGUAUGGAACAAUCUACAGAGUUCCCUACAACUGGAUGUAUUGGUGCCUUUCUGGCAGGUAAAAAUUAUGAAUGGGGACCUCUUUGCUGAGGAAUGUGAUAGUUUUUUAAUUUUGUAUAUUUGUCAUAUUUUGUAAAUUGUGUGCAUGCAGGACUCCCUUUUGACAGGGAUCCCUCAAUGGGACUCCCUGUUCAAACAAAGGUAAAUAAUCACAAAUGUAGCCUCUAAUUGUUUUUUGUCUUCUGGCACACCUUAGCAAAACCUUUUGCAACAAAAAACAACCGUUAGGACAAUUUUAGAUUUCGGUCUCUCAAUUUCAGUCCGCCUCCUUCCGUUUUGAACCUAUUGAACAACACAACUCUGGUGUGUUUUCUAGGAUGCUGUCAUCAACCUGAAGUCUGUCCAGGAGAUUUCCAGGGAGCUGGGGUUUGAGUGGACUGUUCUGGCCUACGAGCUGGGCUUCUCCAGGACUGAGGUCCAUCAGUUCCAUACCACAUCCACAGAGAAGAGGGUCCAGGCCAGAAGCAUGCUAGAGUGCUGGUGUGUGAAUGGCCCCGUUUGAACAGCUUUCCAAUGCAUCCUUCUUUCCUCGUCCUUGAUAUAAUCACAGAUCUAAGAUGACUGGAUUGGUUGCGUUGACCUAUCCAUAUUACAUACAGAUCAGUGACUAGGAAAGGAAAGGUUAAGGGGAUGUAUUUUCAGAGUGUUUGAACAGGGCCACUGUCAUGGAAUGAUUACCUAAUGUAAUGUGGAAGAAAUGUUUUGUAAAGAACUGACAUAAAUCUUUAUUCUACAUGUCAGAGGGGCAUUGUCUUUGUUCUUCAAACAGGUACUACCAUAAUAUGUUUAUAUCCUAAUGUGCCCUGCUGAUCUCAGCCUGUGUGUGUGUGUGUGUGUGUGUGUGUGUGUGUGUGUGUGUGUGUGUGUGUGUGUGUGUGUGUGUGUGUAUGUAAGAGAGACAAAGACAGAGACAGAGAGACAGAUGAUUACUGAUCAUUCUUGUGCUGUUAACACCUGAUUGGAUUUAUUCUGUAAAACAGAUGUAUUAAAUGUUCAACAGCAUAGAUACUAACAUCACAAGAGCAACACUUGAAAUGUACAUAGUCAUUACAUUCAUUGAUAUAAUAAUAAUUUCCAAUGCAGAGACAUAAUGUUAAACUCUCUUCCCCUCGCUAUAUUCCUAAUUUCCCUAUCCAUCUAUCCCCUUCUCUCUCCCUCCCAUCCCUGUAUCUCCCUCCCAUCCCAGGUAUGAGAGAUCUUGGGACAAGUCCAACAAGACUAAGUUGCUGCAGGACGGUAUGGAGCGUGCCGGGCGUCGCGACCUGGCUGAGAGGCUGCGCUGCCUCCACUGGGGCCACCAGAAGCUGAGCCACAGGGUGGAGCUGCCGUCCGCCUUCCCCUUCCUCAUCACUGUCCACAGGACCAUCGAGAACCGUGAGGGCCUCCGCAGGAUCAAUGACCUCAGCCGCAGAUUCACCUGAGGCAUGAGAAAAAUAUGCCUAGAUACACCUGAAAACACAUGGACACACAGAUAUACACAUACUGGAUUUCAGUGCAUCUUCUUUUUUGAAAACAACACUGCACUGUCACUACAUACAAUAAAAUACAUUAAAACAUGUGAAAUAAAAUGUACAAAAC